CACACUCGGAUUAGUUGAAUAUUCAAUAACUCACUCGCUAACCCCUAUCAUAUGAUUUGGACAAGCGGAAACCGCUGUUUACAACCAUUCAAGUACCAACCCACCUUCGUCAUCUCCGGGGUGCACCGAACAGUCCCGCACUUGAUCCUCUCUCCUCAUACUCUUCAUUUUCCCAUUUUACCCCUCCCAGAUUCUCCUGCCUCACGAGUCACGAGUCUCACGAGUCACGACCCUGCACACUUACAUCUCUCCACUUUCGGAAUGCGGGUCCACUUCUCUCUCCUCAAUAGCAAGGUAGCAACAAUGGAGUUUAUUGUAGCUUAACUGUACUCUACAGAGCAUUCUGAAGAUAUAGCGAGAUAAAUUAAGAUCGGAAGAGCUAGUUUCACUGCUCACUGUGGUUGAAGAGGUGGCGAUGGCGGCAGAUUCGCCGAAGAAGAGAGAUAAUACAGCGGUGAAUACUGCCGACGAAGGUGAAGUUCCGGUUGUUAUGGACCUUAUUGUUGGAGGAAGUGGUUUUGAUCAUUCUGGAAGUAACAGUAGCAACAAUAAUGGCAAUUCCUCUGCUGGUAAGAGUUUUUCUAGAGUGAACACUUUACCAACGGAGAAGAUAAAUGGUGGUAAACUAGAGCAUGAUUUGAACCCUCCUAAGUUGGAGAGAUCAAAAACUGAGAGGCAACAAAAUAAAAAUAUACUCGCUUCAGAAGCGGCACAAAUAUUUGAUAACAACAUUUCUGUCCAGCAAAAGCUUAAAUUGUUGAACAGGAUCGCUACAGUAAAAGAUGACGGGACUGUGGAGUUUGAAGUUCCAGGAGAUGUCGAACCUCACACUUUCGGUGGUGGACCAGCUAAUCUGUAUACUGAAUGUGGUGAUGAAGAAGAAUGCCUUGAUGCGACAGACCUUCAGUACAUUCCACCACUUCAAAUAGUGAUGCUUAUAGUUGGUACCCGAGGAGAUGUGCAACCUUUCGUUGCGAUUGGGAAGAAGUUGCAGGAUUAUGGCCACCGUGUUAGAUUAGCAACUCAUGCUAAUUUCAAGGAGUUCGUUUUGACUUCUGGGCUGGAGUUUUUCCCUUUAGGCGGUGAUCCAAAGGUUCUGGCGGGGUACAUGGUAAAAAAUAAAGGCUUUUUGCCUUCUGGGCCUUCAGAGAUACCUGUUCAGCGCAAUCAGAUGAAAGAAAUUAUUUACUCUUUACUCCCAGCUUGUAAAGAUCCUGACAUGGAUUCCAAUGUUCCAUUCAAAGCGGAUGCUAUCAUAGCCAAUCCCCCAGCAUAUGGGCAUACGCAUGUGGCUGAGGCACUAAAAAUACCGAUUCACAUAUUUUUCACUAUGCCCUGGACGCCAACUAGUGAAUUUCCACAUCCCUUAUCACGUGUCAAGCAAUCUGCUGGAUAUAGACUAUCUUAUCAAAUUGUUGACUCUAUGAUCUGGCUGGGAAUAAGAGACAUGAUAAAUGAUCUCAGAAAGAAGAAGCUGAAGUUGCGUCCUGUAACAUACUUGAGUGGCUCACAAGGUUCAGAGACUGAUAUUCCACACGGAUAUAUAUGGAGUCCUCAUCUUGUUCCUAAGCCUAAAGAUUGGGGACCCAAAGUUGAUGUUGUUGGAUUUUGCUUUCUUGACCUUGCUUCAAACUAUGAACCUCCUCAGGCCCUUGUAGAUUGGCUUAAUGCUGGUCCAAAGCCUAUUUAUGUUGGUUUUGGCAGCCUUCCUGUUCAAGAGCCACAGAAAAUGACUGAAAUAAUUGUUGAAGCACUAGAGAUUACUAAACAGAGGGGCAUCAUCAACAAAGGCUGGGGUGGUCUGGGUGAUUUGGCUGAACCUAAGGAAUCUAUAUACUUACUGGAUAAUUGUCCUCAUGAUUGGCUGUUUCCACAUUGUGCUGCUGUGGUGCAUCACGGUGGUGCCGGUACCACAGCUGCAGGCCUCAAAGCUGCGUGUCCCACGUCUAUUAUACCAUUUUUUGGGGACCAACCUUUUUGGGGUGAACGUGUGCAUGAUAGAGGCGUAGGUCCUCCACCAAUUUCAAUUGACGAGUUCUCACUUGACAAGUUGGUUGAGGCCAUAAAAUUUAUGCUGGAUCCACAGGUGAAAGAGAGGGCAAUUGAGCUUGCGAAGGCUAUGGAAAAUGAAGAUGGGGUAACAGGAGCAGUGAAGGCCUUUUUCAAGCAACUUCCUCGCAAAAAGGCUGACCCUGAUUCAACAUCCGAGACCUCUAGUUCAUUCUCAAUAAGCCGAUGCUUUGGUUGCGCUUGAGUCUCAGGUGACUUUCUUUUGUUUGUAUCCCAAUUGUCUAUGUAUGAAUAUUUUCCGAUACAAUCUCUCAGAUGGAAGAGAGAAGAGCUUGUGCUAUGAGUUUGUUGAUAGUGUGUAUUUAUAAGGCUUAGUAAAUUAAGUGUUGAUGCUAUCUGUAUCUUUUAUUUCAUUCAUUGUAGUUCAAGUUUCAUUAAUUCAUUAUAUGUCUUUCAUAUGGAAAUCAUAUAUGGGUUUUCCCCCUUUAUACAAGUGUGGUGUUCUGAUCUCAA
Molecule: messenger RNA, 2523 nt
Organism: Spinacia oleracea (spinach)
Lineage: Eukaryota; Viridiplantae; Streptophyta; Magnoliopsida; Caryophyllales; Amaranthaceae
Product: sterol 3-beta-glucosyltransferase UGT80A2
Exons: 14
Coding region: 416-2254 (612 amino acids)
Biological process (GO): carbohydrate metabolic process
Molecular function (GO): hexosyltransferase activity; UDP-glycosyltransferase activity
Source: RefSeq, a predicted model, not a curated record